Rubroshorea leprosula is the source of this 380-nucleotide messenger RNA. Lineage: Eukaryota; Viridiplantae; Streptophyta; Magnoliopsida; Malvales; Dipterocarpaceae. The record is from the annotation of a GenBank genome assembly.
AAAAGAAGAAGAAAAAAAAAAGACUUUGAGAGAGAUCUGAGGAAGAGAUCUAGAUUGAGGUGUGCAGAUCAUAUGAUGGUGCAGCAGGAGAUCUGGGGAGAAGAUCUAGAUCAGAUGAUGGUGCAUGCAAUAGGUCGUGUGAGAAAAAAAGGAGGGCAUGAGAGGAUGUGCGGGAGAACUGCAAAAGCACAUUCAUGGAUCGGAGAUGGUUGAGAAGGUUGGGGAGGAGAGGCACAUGUGCAAUUCAAAUGAUGGAGCAGCAGGUCACACGCAUCAAAAGAAAGCUAAGGAAGGCAUGAGAUCUACAGAAAGGCAUAGAGAUGGCUGAGUGGGGUAGUUGGUAUAUAAAGAACUUUUAGCAAUAUAGAAUUAUGUUGCUG